This is a messenger RNA of Oppia nitens, 993 nucleotides long. Its product is annotated as acyl-CoA Delta-9 desaturase-like. Gene Ontology annotation, cellular component: endoplasmic reticulum membrane. The record is from RefSeq and is a predicted model, not a curated record. Gene Ontology annotation, biological process: unsaturated fatty acid biosynthetic process. The annotation marks the transcript as partial. The transcript is spliced from 6 exons. Lineage: Eukaryota; Metazoa; Arthropoda; Arachnida; Sarcoptiformes; Oppiidae. Gene Ontology annotation, molecular function: stearoyl-CoA 9-desaturase activity; iron ion binding.
AAAUUGCAAAUUGUUUGGCCAAAUGUUAUUAUAAUGAUUGCAUUACAUAUUGCAACUAUAGUAGGUUAUUGGCAAAUGGUUAAUGGUUCGGCAAAGCGGUUAUCGGGAGUUUUCUUCUUUUUGGUGGCCAUUAUGAGUUCGUUCGGUAUACUGGCCGGCGCUCAUCGACUGUGGUCUCAUCGGGCCUAUCGGGCCAAGUGGCCGUUACGGGCGCUGUUGGCCGCCCUGCAAACAAUGGCCUUACAAAACAGCAUCUACGAGUGGUCGCGCGAUCAUCGGGUACAUCACCGAUACUCGGAAACCGAUGCCGACCCACACAAUGCCAAACGCGGCUUCUUUUUCGCUCACAUGGGUUGGCUGUUGUGCCGCAAACAUCCCGAUGUCCAACAAAAAGGCAAACUUGUCGACAUGUCUGACCUAUGGUCCGACCCAAUCGUACGGUUCCAAAAACAAUACUAUAUACCAUUGGUGGCCAUAUUCUGGUUUGUCAUACCUGUAUCGUUGCCAAUCUACUACCUGGGUGAAACAUGGCAAAACUCAAUAUUGUUAAACUGUUUCCGAUAUGUGCUUAGCCUACAAAAUACAUGGUUAGUCAACUCGUUGGCCCACAUGAAAGGCUAUCAGCCAUACGAUAGGCAUAUCAGUCCCCGAGAAAAUCAUACAGUUACUUAUCUAUCGUUAGGUGAAGGCUAUCAUAAUUAUCAUCACACAUUUCCGUGGGACUACUCGGCCUCGGAGUUGGGCUGGAAGGACAACUUCAAUCCGGCCACUGCUUUCAUAGAUUUUUUUGCAUGGAUUGGUUGGGCCUACGACCGCAAGACACCGUCGCCGACAGUGGUCAACAUGCGAAUGGCCCGAACUGGCGGUUACAGUAGACUACAAUGUCGGCUAUCGUUGAGCUCACUGUCCAUUUUGUUGGACUUUAUAUUAGGUUUACUAUGGAUAACUUGGCCACUAUGGACAGCCAAUUUGCUUAACUAUAUCUUAUAUUAG